AUGGGCAAGGGGCAUAAAAGGGGACCUCCCAAGGCAGUCUGGGACCAGUUGAAGACCAAAGUCGAAGACCAGCUAGAUAGGACCCUGGACCCUCUCGACCCGCUGUCCUUGUCAGGGCUGGGACGCUGUGCGGGCCGGUGGUGGGACUCUGGGACUCCCGGCCCCACGCCCUUGAGGGCGAGGGCCCCACCCCUGGAGGCCCCACCCCUGGAGGCCCCACCCCUGGAGGCCCUACCACUGGAGGCCCCACCCCUGGAGGCCCUACCCCUGAAGGCCCCACCUCUGGAGGCCCUACCACUGGAGGCCCUACCACUGGAGGCCCCACCCCUAGAGGCCCCACCUCUGGAAGCCCUACCACUGGAAGCCCCACCCCUGGAGGCCCUACCCCUGGAGGCCCCACCCCUGGAGGCCCUACCACUGGAAGCCCCACCCCUGGAGGCCCUACCACUGGAGGCCCCACCCCUGGAGGCCCUACCACUGGAAGCCCCACCCCUGGAGGCCCUACCACUGGAGGCCCCACCCCUGGAGGCCCUACCACUGGAGGCCCCACCCCUGGAUGCCCCACGCCUGAAGGCCCCACCCCUGGAGGCCUCACCACUGGAGGCCCCAUCUCUGAAGGCCCCACCACUGGAGGCCCCACCCCUGGAGGCCCCACCCCUGGAGGCCCCACCCCUGGAGGCCCUACCUCUGGAGGCCCCACCUCUGGAGGCCCCACCCUUGGAGGCCCCACCUCUGGAGGCCCCACCCCUGGAGGGCCCACCCCGGUCUACCUGA
Molecule: messenger RNA, 774 nt
Organism: Petromyzon marinus (sea lamprey)
Lineage: Eukaryota; Metazoa; Chordata; Hyperoartia; Petromyzontiformes; Petromyzontidae
Source: RefSeq, a predicted model, not a curated record